AUGUUUAAUUUUCUCUAUAAAACAUUCCUCCAUGGGAGACACGAGAUUACAGCUUCGUCCCAGAAAUUGCCUUUUCUUUUAAACCCAGCAUCAUUAAUAUCUCUCAAAUUCAUCUCAAGCGCUGCAAAUCAGCAAUCUUUUGCUGUUUCAUAUCUGAUAAUUUCAUGUGGGUUAUCUCCAGAAUGUGCUUUAAAUGCCUCUAAAUAUGUCCGAUUUGAAACCCCAGAGAAACCUGACUCGGUUAUUGCUUUUCUCAACAACCAUGGUUUCUCUAAAACCCAAAUCUCAGUUGUUGUCAAGAAACAUCCGAAAUUGCUUGUAUCUGAUCCUGUGAAAACCCUCUUGCCCAAAUUUGAAUUUUGUAAUUCUAAGGGGGCUUCAAGGCCGCUACUUAUCAAACUUAUAUGUAAUUGCCCUGCCAUUUUACGUAUGAACUUAGAGAGCCGAUGGAUUCCUAUUUUUGAAAUCUUGAAAGAUUUAUUCAAAUCGGAUGCGAAGACCAUUUUUGUCAUUAUCAGCCAUCCCAGGAUUCUAGUUCAAGAUCCUAAACCUUAUCUCAGACCCAAUAUUUAUGCAUUGAGAGAAAAUGGAGUACCAGAGUCAAAUAUCGCCGCCAUCUUAUAUCAUCAACCUCGGGUCUUUUGUACUAAACCAGAUAAGUUCAGGGAGGUUGUGGAGGAGGUGAAGAGCAUGGGGUUGAAGCCUCUUUCGUUUGCAUUUGUUUUGGCUGUACGUGCAUUGAGCUCAUUGAGCAAAAUGACAUGGAAAAAAAAGAUUAAUGUCUAUAAAAGAUGGGGCUGGUCUGAUGAAGAUAUUUUGAUGGCAUUUAGAAGGUUUCCACCUUUUAUGAUAUGUUCUGAGGAUAAGAUUACAGGGAUGAUGGAUUAUUUUGUUAAUGUACUGGGGUUAGAGUCUGCGUUUAUUUCCAAACGCCCAGAACUUCUUGCAUACAGCUUGAAGAAGCGCAUUGUUCCAAGGAGUUCAGUUGCCCAGGUUUUGUUGUUGAAGGGUCUGGUUAAGGCUUGUAGCUUGAGUAGAUUUUUUGCAUGUCCAGAAAAAAAGUUCCUUGAAAAGUUUGUCUACCGUUAUCAAGAAGAAGCUCCUCAGCUGUUAAAGCUUUACACAGACAAAUUGGACCUUUCAAGGCAGCUCCAAAAUGAGUAG
This is a messenger RNA of Tripterygium wilfordii, 1164 nucleotides long. RefSeq lists its product as uncharacterized. Gene Ontology annotation, cellular component: chloroplast. The record is from RefSeq and is a predicted model, not a curated record. The coding region runs from base 1 to 1164 and encodes 387 amino acids. The transcript has a single exon. Lineage: Eukaryota; Viridiplantae; Streptophyta; Magnoliopsida; Celastrales; Celastraceae. Gene Ontology annotation, molecular function: double-stranded DNA binding. Gene Ontology annotation, biological process: chloroplast organization; regulation of DNA-templated transcription.